This is a messenger RNA of Canis lupus familiaris (dog), 6558 nucleotides long. RefSeq names its product adrenoceptor alpha 1D (gene ADRA1D). The transcript has 2 exons. Gene Ontology annotation, biological process: cell-cell signaling; phospholipase C-activating G protein-coupled receptor signaling pathway; positive regulation of cytosolic calcium ion concentration. The record is from RefSeq and is a predicted model, not a curated record. Gene Ontology annotation, cellular component: membrane. Gene Ontology annotation, molecular function: alpha1-adrenergic receptor activity. The coding region runs from base 1 to 1707 and encodes 568 amino acids. NCBI's taxonomy places the organism in Eukaryota, Metazoa, Chordata, Mammalia, Carnivora, Canidae.
AUGACUUUCCGCGACCUCCUGAGCGUCAGUUUCGAGGGACCCCGCCCGGACGGCAGCGCCGGGGGCUCCAGCGCGGGCGGCGGCGGGGGCGGCGCGGGCGGCGCGGCCGCCUCGGAGGGCCCGGCGGUGGGCGGCGUGCCGGGGGCCGCGGGCGGCGGCGGCGGCGGCGUGGUGGGCGCGGGCGGCGGCGAGGACAACCGGAGCUCCGCCGGGGAGCCGGGGGGCGCGGGCGCGGGCGGCGAGGUGAACGGCACGGCGGCCGUCGGGGGGCUGGUGGUGAGCGCGCAGGGCGUGGGCGUGGGCGUCUUCCUGGCCGCCUUCAUCCUCACCGCCGUGGCGGGCAACCUGCUGGUCAUCCUCUCGGUGGCCUGCAACCGCCACCUGCAGACGGUCACCAACUAUUUUAUUGUGAACCUGGCCGUGGCCGACCUGCUGCUGAGCGCCACGGUGCUGCCCUUUUCAGCCACCAUGGAGGUGCUGGGCUUCUGGGCCUUCGGCCGGGCCUUCUGCGACGUGUGGGCCGCCGUGGACGUGCUGUGCUGCACGGCCUCCAUCCUCAGCCUCUGCACCAUCUCGGUGGACCGGUACGUGGGCGUGCGCCACUCGCUCAAGUACCCGGCGAUCAUGACCGAGCGCAAGGCGGCCGCCAUCCUGGCCCUGCUCUGGGCCGUGGCCCUGGUGGUGUCCGUGGGGCCCCUGCUGGGCUGGAAGGAGCCGGUGCCCCCCGACGAGCGCUUCUGCGGCAUCACGGAGGAGGCAGGCUACGCCGUCUUCUCCUCCGUGUGCUCCUUCUACCUGCCCAUGGCCGUCAUCGUGGUCAUGUACUGUCGCGUGUACGUGGUCGCGCGGAGCACCACGCGCAGCCUCGAGGCGGGCGUCAAGCGCGAGCGCGGCAAGGCCUCCGAGGUGGUGCUGCGCAUCCACUGCCGAGGCGCCAGCGCGGCCGACGGGGCGCACGGGCCGCGCAGCGCCAAGGGCCACACCUUCCGCAGCUCGCUGUCCGUGCGCCUGCUCAAGUUCUCCCGCGAGAAGAAGGCGGCCAAGACGCUGGCCAUCGUCGUGGGCGUCUUUGUGCUCUGCUGGUUCCCCUUCUUCUUCGUCCUGCCGCUUGGCUCCCUGUUCCCGCAGCUGAAGCCCUCGGAGGGCGUCUUCAAGGUCAUCUUCUGGCUCGGCUACUUCAACAGCUGCGUGAACCCGCUCAUCUACCCUUGCUCCAGCCGCGAGUUCAAGCGCGCCUUCCUUCGCCUGCUGCGCUGCCAGUGUCGGCGUCGUCGGCGCCGCCGGCCCCUGUGGCGCGUCUACGGCCACCACUGGCGGGGCUCCAGCGGCGGCCCGCGCCCCGACCUCGCUGCCGGCCGCGGCGCCGCGCCCCCCGGGGCCCCGCUGGCCCUCACCGCGCCCUCGGCGCCCGGCUCCCCCGGCUCCCCCGGCUCCCCCGGCGCGCCCGAGGCGCAGGGCCCCGUCGCCGGCCGUCGAAAGCCGCCCUGCGCCUUCCGCGAGUGGAGGCUGCUCGGGCCGUUCCGGAGACCCACCACCCAGCUGCGUGCCAAGGUCUCCAGCCUGUCGCACAAGAUCCGCGCCGGGAGCGCGCAGCGCGCGGAGGUGGAGGCGGUGUCCCUCGGAGUGCCCCACGACGUGGCGGGGGGCGCCGCCGGCCAGGCCUACGAGCUGGCCGACUACAGCAACCUCCGGGAGACCGACAUCUAAGGCCCGCGGGGGGGGGGGGGCUGCGGGCGGGGGCGGGUGCAGGUGCGGCAGGGCGCGGCGGGGGCCCAGCGAGGCUGGCUUGACGCUGAUCCGGGCUGCUCCCGGGCCUCCCUGAGAAACUGAGGCUACGGGGUAGGGCCCUGGAAAGGUAAAAAGUUAUGGCCUCCCUCCCCGACACAGGUGCCUGGAGCUCUUCCUUUCGGAGGAAGGGGCUGUGGGUUCCGGGGGGCCUGUUGCCCCCAAUCCCUGUUUGAGAAACACUGCCCCAUCCAUGCCUUGAACCCUGGACAGACCGCCUCAAGAGGAGGGGCAGGCCUGCCUGGCUGUCCCCAAUGCCUCCCCUAGGGAAAAAGCCAGUGGGACCAGGGGGACUUCUCAAUGGACACAACUUCUCCUUACUGCCGACUGGAGGAACCCAGUGGACCAGCCCAGCCACCAACAAGCUUUGGUGGCAGAUUGGAUGACCAUCCCACAAGCCUGUUGUAUUUACCCAUGGACCCACUCCCCACUACAGAGGCUCCUCCAUGCAUACCCCACCACCUGGCCCUGCCCCUCAUUAUGUCCCAAGGGCCUUACUGUUUACACUCUGUACAUAGUGCCUGUGCCCAUCACUUCUUGCGAGGAUCUGGAGCCAUCAAAUGGGGAGAGCUUUGUCAUUUUGAGACAUAUUUAUUGGUAAGAGUACUUCUAUUUUGUCCAAACUGUGCAAACUGUCCCUCUUUAGCUUGUAACCCAUAAAGAACUACUUUUUUUUUUUUUUUUCUAAACUCCUUCAAGUUCUAAAGCCCAACAAGAGGAUAGUCAGGUCUGCAUUCACCUUUCUAGUUUCAACCCAACUAUCUGUUUAAUGGAUGGCUGUUCUCCUCUGGGACUUUUAGCAUGACCCUUAAAGGACUUAGGGGUUUUGUUGGCUUUUAAAAUUCAUAUGAUGAGUCUUGGGAACCAAACAGUAAUCAUAAGCAUAAAUGUUCAUUUUGUCAGUCUCCCCAGAUGUAUCUGUGAUGCUCUUGGUCUCAGUGAGGAAGAUGGCCAUCAGUUAAAUGGAUAACACAUUACAUGAAAAAAUAUAGAAGCCCAAGUAGACAAGCAUACAUGGUAUGAGAGAACACCUACUUAGGAAUAGUGCUGUUAGCUUUGAGUGAAAUGUCCAGCACUUGUCACAUACUCAAGAGAUUGAGGUAAUUCAGUCUUCAGCUGGAUAAUAUCAACCACACACAUACAGCCGGAGUGGGGGUGAUAACUGUGGUCCAGUGGAAAGCUGGUUAGGCAAUACCCCAGGGUGUCUGGAGUGGGAAUGUUCUAAAACUAGAAGAGCCAGUUGCUGGGGCCAACAUGGACCAGUAGUUUGAAUCAAAAGUUUCCAUCCUGUGCUGAGGAAGUAGUCUAUUUGAAAGGUAACCACGAUUUUAGACCUCUCCAAUUUUAUAAGGUAAAAAGAUAGCCAGUACCAGGGCUCAGGAGCAGACAUUUCAUACUGUGGAUCUACAUCAGCUUCUAGGCCUGGCAUCCCCGCAAGGCACAGGAAGGGUAGUUAAAGGCGGGUUCUGGGUACAUGCUGUACACCCCAAAGAGGGCCCACUUUACAGGACAUUGGCCACCUAAAGCUGGGGACACUGGAGGACAGCCCUUGCUAUCUUCUCACAGAGGUGGGGGCCAUCCCUCAAAUCAGGAGUCAGCAAAGGGGCUGACCCCUCAUCAGAGAACUGAACAUUGGGCUUCUGGGCAGAGGUUCCAACAGCAGGGGAAGGUCUCUGAGCAGGCGAACAUGGGCUCCCACAUGCCAGGGCAGUGGAGCCCACAGGAGGUCAACAGUGGGGAUAAGGGAGCAGGUUGGGGAGGGAACGUUCAUAGGGGGACUUUAGGGGGCCCUCCCUGCCCUGGAAAACCCAGUAGGUGUGCAGGCAGGUGGAGCUGGCAGCUAGCCCAAUACUUUCUCUAGGCCCAAUGAUUAAUCUGCAAAACAUCUCUCAUGUUCAAGCCUCAGCCCUCAUCUCCUGGCCACAGGGGCCCUCUGCACACAGCUGUCACCUCCUGUACCCCCAUGCCUUCAGGACAUCAGGGGGAGCUACAGAGCUCCCCAAGAGGCUCUGCCACAGGGACCCCCACCACCACCAGGGACCCAGUUCUAAUCAUGGAUAAAGCACUGAGUUGCUGACCUUGGGGUCAGGACAUGUCCAAAUGCCGCAGAGUGGCCUAGAGGAAUGGAGGGAAGAACAAGAGCCACUCUGGAUGAGGGAGCCUCUUACAAGUGAUUUGGGGACAUCUGGAAGAAGUGUAUUAUUCACUGUACCGUUUCCUGGGUCCUCAGGCGCCCCAGUCCACACAUCUGAUUAGAGAUACCGACUCUGAGGUACAUACAGAAAAUGAGGCCGUGAUCUCCAGGAAGCCUUGUGAAGUACCAAGGUGACCAGGAGAGUGGGAAGACUCUGUCAGUACUGAUCAACAUGGGAAUAAGCGUUCCUUUACACAAUCUGCUAGGAAUGGGGUGAAGCCUUGAGGGGGUUUGUGAGUGGGAAAGGGAUGGCCGUGUGAGAUGGGACAGGGACAGAACAGGCCUCCAAGAACACUGGCAUUUGCCUAAGCCCUUUGUCCCUCACCAUCCUCAGAAAGCCCCAUUCCUGCUUCCCACACCAGUCUGCCCACCCUCCCUCUCAAGCUGGGCUCUUGCCACCCAUCUUGCCUUGCUUCCCACACUCUUUCAGGGACCUCUGCCCCAGUAUCCCCCAGAGCUGCUUUUGCAAGUCACCUGGGACGUCUCAUUUCCUCAAUCUCCUGCCCUCUGUCUCUGCCACAGUCUACUCUGGUGGCUGAAAUGUUCUUCUCCCUGCCCGAGCCACGCCCCUGGGAUCUCUUCUGGUCCCCUAACCACACACUCUCUCUCUGUCUCCUGCACAGGCGCCUCUCUCUGCCCUUAUAUGUCCCCCAAGGUUCUCCUCUCCCUUUUCUCAACUCUGCACACCAUCUCAUCCACCCCCAAAUCAUCUCAAUGACCACUUGUACAUAAAUGGCUCCCAAGGGUUUGUCUGUAACUCCAGAUGUGUAUUCACCUCUCUUUGGGUGGUUUCCAAACACCCCAAAUAUGUCCACUUGCCUCCUGCAAAACCGUCUCCUUGACUCCAUAUAGGCAUGACAAGGCCACUGGUGCUGAGGCUGGAAGCUCCUGGAAGCCCUCAGCCUGCCCACCUUCUCCACUCCAUCAUCUUCCCAAGAUCUUCCCAGAUUCCCUGCUCAAAACUGAGCCCCGAGUGUCCCUUAGCCUCAUUGGUAGCUCAUACCAAGGUCAUCCUGGCUUAGCCCACUGAUAGAAUCCAUACCUGUGUAUAGGAAGAGGGCUCCCUGUCUCCAGAGCUGCUCAGGGCUGGGUGUGAGUGUUCAUUAAAUCCUGGAUUGAUGGAGUUGGCCCACUGACACUUCCCUGGGACACUGCCCCACUGCCCACCUAAUAUUCAACAUCACUGUCUUUGCAAGACUCUAACCCUUACUGCAGUCCUCACAAGGCUGAAGCCUGUAUCCUCCCCCAGCCAGAGAAUCAGCUGUGCCAGGGACUUCUACGGGAACACCUGCUCUGUGUGCCUUCCAGCCCACCCAACCCACCACCUGGAGCCCCACCCCAAGCCCUUAGGCCCUCCUGUUCCAGGCGCUGACAAGUCCUGGCAAAAGGUUUGGGACCUUGGUCGCCCUCCCUUCAGUGACCUGUCAGAGCCCCGACUCCUCAGUGCCCUCCUGACCCUAUUUCUAUUUCCAUCCUGUUACACCCCCAGGGAGUUACAUGUUCACCGUACACUUGGAAAGAAUUUCCUUUUUCUUUUUUUUUUUUUUUCUUGAGGCUCCAGUGAAGCACAAAACCAGAUGCUCAUAAAGGCUAAACCAGUCCCGCAGCCUCUGCUCAGAAUGGCUCUCUGGGGAGCCCAGUGGGCCCAGGUGGUGCUAGAGGUGGGGUCUUUGGGCAGGGGGCCUGCACUGGCCUCUCCCCCAUUUGGAGCUGGCUUUCUUCCCUUCCCCCACCCGCUCUUGGCAGGAGCAGGGAAACAAAAGGAAUGCUGAACAGGACUCCAGCCUAUAUUCUCCAAUUGCUCUAGUCUGGGGAAGAAAUAAGCAGGAAUUGGAGGAUGCAUUUAGAACCAAGAAGAAAUCCCGGAACUGGGACCACAACAGCCUGAGCUCUUGGAACUGGAGCUGGAGGGAGGGAUCCAUUGGAGGCCGUGCCAGAAACCUCCCCUGUGACACCUGUAGACACCCCUCCAAGGCCUCACCAUUCACUUGAUGCCACUGCACCGUUUGUGUCUACCUCCUUCUGUCCUGCUGAAAAACCAAAGAAAGGAGUCCCCAUUCCCACUCCUGAGAGUGACCCAGAUUGGUCCCACUUAUAUCUUGAGUCAAGCCACAUGGGUCUCUGGUCAGCCUGUGGACUGGCUAAUUUGGGGGUCAAGCCUGAUCAGCUGGGCAGGCAGAUGGAAGUGGAUCAUAUCACACAGCACAAAACACAGCUGUCCAGGUACCAGCAUCCACGAGGGAAGUGAUGCUCCCAGAUUGGGCAGGGACAGACAGCUAUGGACAUCUCCAGCAUGUCACAAAGAUUAAGAAUGCAACUGCAAGUAAUAAGGAAGCUGAUGGAUAGCUGCUUAAACUCUGGGCAUUACUCUCACGUGUCAAAUUACAAGGUGGGCAGUUGCUAACAUUAUCAGUUGCAAGUCUUUGCUUUCUAAUCUCUGGUGUGAUGACUUGUAUCUUCUUUGUUGCUUAAUCAUGAUCAAUGUUUCCAUAAUCCACAUUCUUAUUCAAAACAGAGGGGAAAAAAGAAAGAUCUGCUUUUAUCAAGAUAAUAAAAGCUUUCCCAGAACCCCUCCCCCA